This is a messenger RNA of Orycteropus afer afer, 1506 nucleotides long. RefSeq names its product ZFP3 zinc finger protein (gene ZFP3). Gene Ontology annotation, cellular component: nucleus. The transcript has a single exon. The coding region runs from base 1 to 1506 and encodes 501 amino acids. The record is from RefSeq and is a predicted model, not a curated record. NCBI's taxonomy places the organism in Eukaryota, Metazoa, Chordata, Mammalia, Tubulidentata, Orycteropodidae.
AUGGGGACUGAGAACAAGGUGAUUCCCAAGGAAGAAGUUUCUGAAGAAUAUGAACCACAUGGGGCAAUAUUAGAAAAACUUCCCAAGGUGGUUUACCAGGGUCAUAAGUUUGGAGCAGCAUGUGAAGAAUACAUGUUGGAGGGACAUUCGAGAGAGUCUAUAGAAGAAAUUGUGGCGCUAUCUCCUCAGGAGAGAGACUUUGCACCAGAGCUGAUUAUCUUUAAGAAAUCACCCUCAAGUGAAAAAGACCAGGAGUACAAUGAGAGUGAGAGAGGCGGCAGUCCCAGCCCAAAUCUGGUUACACAUCAGGGAGAAAGCACAGUAGAGGCAGUUAGUAUAUUUGCUACCUCUGGUCACAGUUGCAUAGAGAAUUCAGAACCUAACACAACACAGAGGAAUUCUGUGGGAGAAAAGCCUCACACAUGUAAAGAAUGUGGCAAAGCCUUUAAUCAGAACUCCCAUCUUAUCCAGCAUAUGAGAGUUCACAGUGGAGAGAAACCCUUUGAAUGCAAAGAAUGUGGAAAGACGUUUGGAACUAACUCAAGCCUUCGGAGGCACCUGAGAAUUCAUGCUGGAGAGAAACCCUUUGCUUGUAAUGAAUGUGGAAAGGCCUUCAUUCAGAGUUCACACCUCAUCCAUCAUCAUAGAAUUCAUACUGGAGAAAGACCAUAUAAAUGUGAAGAAUGUGGUAAAGCCUUCAGUCAGAAUUCAGCCCUUAUUCUGCAUCAGAGAAUCCACACUGGAGAGAAACCAUAUGAAUGUAAUGAAUGUGGGAAAACCUUUAGGGUUAGCUCACAGCUUAUUCAGCAUCAGAGAAUCCAUACUGAAGAAAGAUACCAUGAAUGCAAUGAGUGUGGCAAAGCCUUCAAGCAUAGCUCAGGCCUUAUUAGACACCAGAAAAUUCAUACUGGAGAGAAACCAUAUCUGUGUAACGAAUGUGGGAAAGGCUUUGGUCAGAGUUCUGAACUUAUCCGGCAUCAAAGAAUUCAUACAGGGGACAAACCCUAUGAAUGCAAUGAAUGUGGGAAAACUUUUGGUCAGAAUUCAGAAAUUAUUAGACAUCUUAGAAUUCAUACUGGUGAGAAGCCCUAUGUAUGUAAGGAGUGUGGGAAGGCCUUCAGAGGCAACUCGGAACUUCUUAGACAUGAGAGAAUUCACACGGGAGAGAAACCUUAUGAAUGCUUUGAGUGUGGAAAGGCUUUCAGACGGACCUCUCACCUUAUUGUCCAUCAGAGAAUUCAUACUGGAGAGAAACCCCAUCAGUGUAAUGAAUGUGCAAGGACCUUUUGGGAUAACUCUGAGCUGCUGCUUCAUCAGAAAAUCCAUAUUGGAGAGAAGCCUUAUGAAUGUAAUGAGUGUGAGAAAACAUUCAGCCAGCAUUCCCAACUUAUCAUUCAUCAGAGAAUUCACACUGGAGAGAAGCCUUAUGAGUGCCAAGAGUGUCAGAAGACAUUUAGUCGAAGCUCUCACCUUCUCAGACAUCAAAGUGUUCAUUGUAUGGAAUGA